UAAUCCCCUGAGAGUUGUCCAGCCUUUAGCUCUCCAGCACUUGUAGAACUGUAAAUACCGAAUCAACUCCCAGAAUUCUGAGUUUUAGUACAACAACAGCAACAUUUUCUAUUUAUCAGAUUGGGGCCCCCUGACGGUUAAGUCCAACCCUGCUACCCUACUUUAGUCUAAACCCUCCUCUACCUCCAAGCUCCUUCCCCUGACUCCUCCUGUGCUGUGUCUGAGUUCUCAGUGUGCUCAUGUGAUUUGCUGACUGUCACAUUUGCCUGGGAGCAGCAGAUCUCGUACCUCCUUUGCCCUGGCACCUUCUGUCUGGUGAUGUUUCCUCUGGCCGACUCCAGGAGGUUCUUGUGGCUGCUGGUACCAUUGCUUGGGUGCUUCUUGCCCUGCCUUGCUGACCUUAAGGUCCUUGUGCGCUUGGAGGACGGGCAGGUAACAGAAGAGAACCUUCAGGCUGACAGUGACAAAGACUUUAUCACUCUAGAAUUCCGAAAGACUGAUGGGACGUUUGUCACUUACCUUGCAGAUUUCAAGCAGGACGUGAAGAUUUUCCGUGUUCUGAUCCUCGGAGAGUUGGAGAGGGGACAGAGUCAGUUCCAGGCCCUGUGCUUUAUUACCCGGCUGCAGAGCAAUGAGAUCAUUCCCAGCGAAUCUAUGGCUAAGCUACGGCAGAAAAACCCACAUGCAGUACGCCAGGCAGAAGAGAUGAGAGGCACCGACACUCUCCAGAUGGACGUGGCCAUUAAUUUCACUAAGGGGGUGCAACUCACCCCCCACAUCCACAAUAUCUGUGCUGAGGCUAAAGAGGCUAUCUAUACACGGCAAGAAGAUGUGCGAUUGUGGCUGGAAAGAGGUAUUGAUGGAUCCAUGUUUGAAGUUCUCCCUCAGCCCUCCUCCCUCCCUUCAUUGCACCCCUGCAAACUCUGCCACCGGGACUGGAAACCCUGCAUCUGUUCAUACCAUCUCAGUCUAGAGUGGAUUCCUUGUAGCCUAAAAUAUUGCAAGAAUCGGGACUCCUCUGGCAAGACUACUUCCUACAGGUGCGGCAUCCGGAGCUGCCAAAAAGCUUUCAAUUUCCAAUUUUAUGUCACACAGAAACAGCUUUGCCUAUGGGACGAGGAGACCUAAAGCAGUUAGUUUCUGGAACAACUAUGAUCACUACACCUCCUUUCCAAACACUUUGAGAUGGGACCAAUAUCUCGUGGGAUGAGACCAGCCCUGCUGCCUUAGUGUUGCCUUAUACUGUGAAGCUUUAGGAUUUCCUGCGACAUUCCGAAGAAAAGCCCAUGCACAACCACAACCUUGCGCUUCCUUCUAAUAGUGAGAGGAGUCCGGGCUACCCUCUUCCUAUUGCAGAAUAACUGAGCAGCAAUGCAAUGUGCCUUAAUACGUAUCCUACAAAAUAGAAACCGUACUCCCUGCCCCUGGAAGUGCCUUAUUGCCUCAACUGCAGGCUUGUCUUUACACUCCAGUAAGGCCUUUGAGUAACCCAGUAUUAAAAUAAACUGUGAACUUGUUUCCAAAGUUAUUCAUUAUCCCAUUCCUGACACAGGAGCCAAUAACAUGUCAUUGGAGGUGAAACAAGACCAUGCCACGUGCCUCUCUCACUUUCUGCAGUUCAUUUUAAUAUAAUUCAGCUAUUUUUGUAUGGAAAAGUUAAUUUUUUUUAUCAAAAUGAAGAUGAGAAACAUUUGAACAAUAUAUUUAUCAUUUGUAAGGUAAAUAAAAUGAUUUUUUAGACAUGGA
Messenger RNA from Xenopus laevis (African clawed frog), 1746 nucleotides. It is a transcript of the gene oaf.L, whose product is annotated as out at first homolog L homeolog. Bases 319 to 1128 code for a protein of 269 amino acids. The record is from RefSeq and is a predicted model, not a curated record. The transcript is spliced from 5 exons. Lineage: Eukaryota; Metazoa; Chordata; Amphibia; Anura; Pipidae.